Oryzias latipes (Japanese medaka) is the source of this 1096-nucleotide messenger RNA. RefSeq names its product homeobox C9a (gene hoxc9a). Gene Ontology annotation, cellular component: nucleus. The record is from RefSeq and is marked provisional. Gene Ontology annotation, biological process: embryonic skeletal system morphogenesis; anterior/posterior pattern specification; proximal/distal pattern formation. NCBI's taxonomy places the organism in Eukaryota, Metazoa, Chordata, Actinopteri, Beloniformes, Adrianichthyidae. Gene Ontology annotation, molecular function: DNA-binding transcription factor activity, RNA polymerase II-specific; RNA polymerase II cis-regulatory region sequence-specific DNA binding.
CAUACACUCCAUAUAAUAAACGGAUGCAUGUAAAAGAGUCGCGGAGGCUUCGACAUGUCGACCACGGGUCCCAUAACUAAUUAUUAUGUGGAUUCCUUGAUCAACCAUGAAAGCGACGAUGUCAUCGCGGCGGCUCGGUUUUCGGCGCCCGGUUCGCACCCAGCUGGCCCUCGACCGACGUCCUUGGUGCCGGAGUGUGGCGAUUAUCCUUCCUGCAGCUUCGCACCCAAGCCUCCCGUCUUCUCCUCCUCCUGGGCCCCUGUCCACUCCCAGUCAUCAGUGGUUUACCAUCCAUACAGUCACCAACCCCACUUAAGCACAGACUCGCGGUAUAUGCGCUCAUGGCUGGAGCCGAUUUCAGGCGCCGUGCCUUUCCAUGGCUAUCCGGGAAACGGCAGGCACUAUGGACUGAAGCCCGACGCCUUUCCGGACCACAGAGCCGGCGAAUGUCUCGGCACAAAUGGAAGGACCUACACGGAUUAUCUGUAUUGUUCAUCCACUGACAUGCGAGACAAGACGCAGCAGAAUGCGCCUUCUCCAGAGUCGGAGCUGCUGACUUCGGGGAAGCAUAAAGAGGAGAAGCCGGAGCUCGAUCCCAACAACCCUGUGGCAAAUUGGAUACAUGCUCGUUCGACGAGGAAGAAGCGAUGCCCAUAUACAAAGUACCAGACUCUCGAACUGGAAAAGGAGUUUUUGUUCAAUAUGUACCUAACCAGAGACCGCCGAUACGAGGUGGCUCGGGUUCUGAAUCUGACCGAGAGGCAGGUCAAAAUCUGGUUUCAGAACCGGCGAAUGAAGAUGAAGAAAAUGAACAAAGAAAAGGGCGACAGCAAGGAUCAGUGAUAGGACUGCAGCGACAGAACAACCACAUUAACCACUAUAUUCACUUGGACAGCACAGAUGUACCAAAACACCCCCCACCCCUAAUCCAUGUUCUCAUAUUUAUCACUUUGCUGGAUUUUGUAUUAACCCCAACGUCCAGACUGUUAAAAGCUUAAUAUAAAUGUUUUUUAGUUUACUUAUAUAAUUUGUCCAGCGUUUGAAGAAAAUAGAGAGAAAAUAGACUUGUGUUUUGACUUUUUUUGUAAUAAAAAAA